Messenger RNA from Mesorhabditis belari, 1941 nucleotides. Lineage: Eukaryota; Metazoa; Nematoda; Chromadorea; Rhabditida; Rhabditidae. The record is from the annotation of a GenBank genome assembly.
AUGAUCGGGGUGAAGAAAAAGAUAAGCAUUGAGAGAAUUGAUGCUCAUUUAGAGUGGAAGAGGCCGAAGAAGAAGAAGAAGAAAAUGAAAAAGGAAAAGUUUGAUGAUGAAUAUCGGAAAAUUGAUUUCGAGAAUGAGAAAGAUGAGGAGCAGUUGGAUUCCUUUUUGAAAGCUUUAGCAGGAAAUGAGGCUAAAGUGACAACGAGUUUGCCGAGAGAUCAAAUCGAUGAACCGAUUGGGAGUUUUGAAGAAAGGGGGAAUGAUAAAAAGGAGGAAGAAUAUCAAGUUGAUCAAGUUGAUGAUGGUGAUGAAGUUAAUCAAAGUACAGGAAAAGGUGAUCAAAAUGAAUCCACAACUGAGUCGACAAGUGCGGUUGAGCCGCUUGAUACCGACGAAUUCUUGGAAAGCGACAAAGAAGAGAUGCAAGAUGAAGCGCUGAUCAAAGCGUUUUUGAAUAAAGUUAAUGAAAAUGAAACGGAUUCCUUUGAUUUAAAUGAUCAAAUCCCUCAACUAUUGGGCGCAAUAAAUGAGACUUUCGAUGGAAACAAUUCGACGAAUCUCACCUCUUUUGAGUAUGAGUUCAGCUUGAAUGGAACGGAAAUGGAGUUGAGAGAAAGCUUUGGAUCAAUUCAAACGCCGAAAGGGAGAAAAUAUCGGCCACGAACGUUUGAGAGAGCUUCUUUAGAUGAAGCUCUACUAGAAUCUGAACUCAUGAGUUACAAAGUUGAUGGCAAUGAAACGGAAGCUCUCCGCCUUCGCGAACUUCUCGCCGAUCCGCUCAAAUUAGAGACAAAUGAUUACGCGGAUUCGUACAGAGACUAUGGUAGCAGUUUCAUCAUUCCCGUUUUGAGCUCGAUUAGCUACGACAAUUGUACUGUACCAUUGAUAUUUGCUGAUAUUCCCGUGAACGUUCGGGUUCAAUUCCAGAUCAUUCACUUGGCUAAUUUCGACAGUGAACAAAUGGAGUACACAAUUGAUUUAGAGCUUGAGAUGAAAUGGUACGAUUUAAGACUUCGAAACAACUACACGAAACCGGUGCUUCUACGAGAAAAGGCGGUGAUCGACAAGAUUUGGCGGCCCGAUCCAUAUUUUGUCAACUCGAAAUACUCGUACUUUCACAGGGUUUCAUUCCCGAAUUUCCGAAUGCGUAUUACUCCGGAAGGAUUGGUUACAUACACAAUGAGAGUUUCCCUUCUCCCAUCAUGUCAAAUGGUUUUCUGCAAAUACCCGCACGAUCGACAAAGAUGUGAUCUACUGUUGAGUUCAAUCGCCUACCCUCAUUCAUUUGUGAACUUUUCAUGGAAUUCCGUUCCAUUCACUUUCAAGUCGGCCAUCGCUCUUCCCGAGUUGCACAUCAAUACAAUCUCAGCGGAUACGUGUGAAGUAGAGAAUAAACUCUUGCAUUCCUCAUGUCUUCGUCUUCUCUUUUUACUCGAAAGAGACGGUGGUCGAUUCAUUGUGGAGAAAUACGUUCCAUCAACACUUGCAAUGAUGUUUGCUUGGGUUGCGCCGUAUGUUCCAUAUAAUUAUGAGGAUGUGCGGAUUGUGACACCGAUCAUGGUUCUUCUUGCUCUCGUACAAAUGGAGAAAGACGAUUCAGCGAUUCGAACUUCCUAUUUAACAUCGAUGAAUGUUUGGUUUGGAAUGAUGAAGGCUUUUUCGGUUUUAUCCCUCGUCGAAUCACUCGUUAUUUUGGCGUUUAUCAAGAGGAGUCGAGCGAUGGAGAAAAACGCGUCUCGAGCUGUCACCGAGCUUGAGAAGGAGUGUUUCUUGAUGGAAAAGCGGCGAUCACUCCGACAUGCGCAUGUAUUAGAUCAAAUUUGCCGUGUCCUUUCUCCAGUCACUUUCAUCGUUUUCUUCAACUAUUAUGUUCUUUUCGUGGCUCAGGGUGAUGACAAUGAUUGUGUGCGGAGGCAACCGUAUAAAGGAUUUCUACCGGAG